GGCCGGGCCCGCGAUGGCUCUCUGGGCGGCUGGGCUGGCCCUCGUCGGGCUGGUCCUGGCCGGGCCCAUCUUGGCCAGCGGGGAAAGGCCGUGCGCUGAGGUACCAGAGGCCAGCGGGGCUUAUACGUGUGAGGCCCGGGGCCUGCGGGCCGUCCCGGACAGCCUGCCGGCCUCCGCCACAACUCUCGACUUCAGCUUCAACAUCCUGCCCACCCUCAAGAGGCACAUGUUCGGCCGGCUGACCAGCCUCGAGCACCUGGACCUUAGCAGGUGCCAGGUGAACUGGGUCCACGAGGACGCCUUCGAACCCAACGUCCGGCUGGGCUCCCUGGUGCUGACGGGCAACCCGCUGAUCUUCCUGGCCGAGCGGGCGUUCGCCGGCCCGCGGCUCCUGACCCGGCUGGGCCUGGCCCAGACGGGCAUCACGGACCUGUCCUUCGUCCCCCUGGCCCACCUGCAGGGCCUGGAGACCCUCCUGCUCGGAGGCAACGCCAUCUCCUCCCUGCGCCUCCCGCCGGCCUUCCCGUCCCGCUCCCUCCGCACGCUGGACCUGGGGGCCAACGCCGUCCGCCACGUGGCCGCCGGGGACCUGUCCGGGCUGGCCGCGGCCACCAACCUCAGCCUCCUCUUGCAGGCGAACCCCCUGGCGUCCGCCGAGCCCGGCGCCUUCAACGUCACCGCCUUUGCCAGCCUGAACCUGGGAGGUGUCGGAGACCUGGGGCCGCUGCUGGCGGGGCUGCGAGGGUCCGCUGCCCGCGCCCUCUGGCUGGGCGUCUUUGAGGACGCCCCGGUGGGGCUGCCCCCGCCGCUGACCCCCGCGGCGCUCCAGGGCCUGUGCGACGUCGCGGUGGACGCCCUCAGCCUCCAGGGCCGGCGCCUGCCCGAGCCCCUUCCCGCCAUCGCCUCUUCCUGCCUCGCCCGGCUCAAAGGCCUGGACCUGAGCCACACGCACCUUCGGGCCCUGCCGGCCGGCCUGGGACCCCUGCCCGCCCUCCGGGAGCUGGCGCUGGGCCGCAACGCCUUCCGCCACCUAGCCGACCCCGGCUGGGCCGGCUUCCCCGCCCUGGCCGGGCUGGCCCUGCGCGGCAACGAGGUGCCGCUGGAGCUGGGCCCGGGUUGCCUGGCCCCGCUGAGCGGCCUCGAACGACUGGACCUGAGCCGCAGCCAGAUCGCCGCGCCCGCCUGCUGCCACCCGCAGCUGCAGGGCCUGGGCAGCCUGCGCCGGCUCGCCCUGGGCCACAACCGGCGGCUGGAGCUCGUGGACAGAGCCUUCCGGGACUGCCCUCGGCUGGAGCGGCUGGACUUGGCGGGGACUCCGCUGGGCCUGGCCGCCGCCGCCCCGCCGGGCCCGUUCCACGGCCUAACCUUGCUGCAGGACCUCAACCUCUCCCGCUGCGGCCUGGACGCCGCCCACCCUGACCUGCUGGCCGGCCUGUCCGACCUCCGCCGCCUGGACCUGAGCGGGAACCCGUUCCCGGCGGACGGUGGGGCUCUGGCCGGCCUGCUGGGCUCCACCACCGCCCUGGAGGAGCUGGCCCUGGCGGCCUGCGGCCUGGAGGCAAUCCCUGGUCCCGCCUUAGCCGCCCUCAAGGCCCUUCGCCGCCUGGACCUGAGCGGGAAUCGGCUGACCGGCGCCGACGGACUGCGGGCCCUGCGGGGCCUGAGCCUGGAUCUGGCGGCCAACCGGCUGCGCCUGGUGCCGCCCGGCCUGCUGUCCGCCCUGGCCGCCCAGAGCGACGUCCGCCUGGCCCGCAACCCCCUCGACUGCUCCUGCGCCAACGCCCGCUUCCUGGCCUGGUUCCGGGAGAAGCCGGGGAAGACCCGGGACCGCGGGGCGACGACGUGCGGCGGCCCCCCGGCCCUGGCGGGCGUCCUGGUGGCGGAUGUCAUCCCGGCCUGCGGGCUGUCCGAGGGCGGCGUCGCCCUCCUCGUGCUAUUGGUACUAGCCGGGGCCACGGCCGGAGCCCUGGGCGCACGCCGUCUCGCCAUCAGCCGGUACCAGAACCUCUGAGCCCAGGCCCGUGGGGAUGGGACGGGGGGCGGCACGGUGGACUGGACGCCUCCCACUAGGCCCCGCUGGGAGGCUGUCGGUCCCCCCCACCGGCAGAUCCCCGGGGGCGGGGGCCGCGGUCCUGGCUCCGCAGCGCUCAAUCCGGUCCUACUAAUAAUGAUAGUAUUUGUUAAGCGCUUUACU
Tachyglossus aculeatus (Australian echidna) is the source of this 2194-nucleotide messenger RNA. RefSeq names its product CD180 molecule (gene CD180). NCBI's taxonomy places the organism in Eukaryota, Metazoa, Chordata, Mammalia, Monotremata, Tachyglossidae. Gene Ontology annotation, molecular function: protein binding. Bases 14 to 2011 code for a protein of 665 amino acids. The record is from RefSeq and is a predicted model, not a curated record. The transcript is spliced from 3 exons.